Molecule: messenger RNA, 1787 nt
Organism: Mizuhopecten yessoensis (Yesso scallop)
Lineage: Eukaryota; Metazoa; Mollusca; Bivalvia; Pectinida; Pectinidae
Product: glycine-rich cell wall structural protein 1-like
Exons: 3
Coding region: 131-1483 (450 amino acids)
Molecular function (GO): serine-type endopeptidase inhibitor activity
Source: RefSeq, a predicted model, not a curated record
UCUCGGGAUGGCUGCAGGGUUUUGACUCAGCAGUCAUCCGUAUGCAUAGUAAAUAUCCUCUUGUGUAUCUCGAUUUAAAUGCUAGGUAAAGCAGAAGCGGGAUAGUCAACGUCGAUCACAGCAAUCUACAAUGAAGGCCUGGCUGUGGAUGUUACUGGCACUGCCGGCUAUUGGGGCCCAACCCUUGAUGAACGCACCGCCUAAUUGUAUACAGCCAGCCAAGCCCGGGUCUUGUUCGGCCGGCAUCACCAACCACUUCUACAAUACCACUUCCGGUCAAUGUGAAACCUUUGUUUUCGGAGGAUGUGGGGGCAACGACAACCGGUUCCAGAGUAAAGAGGACUGCGAGAGGAGAUGUUCCUGCCACAUGCCCCCAGACACCGGGCCGUGUCGGGCGAGCAUGGAGAGGUGGUACUAUAACGAGAAGAAGGGAUGUUGUGAGCGCUUCACAUUUGGAGGCUGUAAGCCAAACGGAAACAAUUUCGAAUCAAAAAAAGGGUGCGAGAGGACGUGUAACUGGAGCGUUCCUGGGAAGCAGAAACCACUGGGCAUAGAGUGGGGAACUGGAUACGACCGGAGGCUCGGAGAAAUCGUAUACAAGAACUACGGCACAACGUACGGCGGAAGUGGUACCAUCUGGCUACACAAUGAGAUAGAGACUAUGAAAUCUGCUCCCCAGGCAGGUAGUCAAAUCAUGGGCAUUAUCAAGAGGACGGGCAGACGCCAAGUGCCAGGAGUACAGACUAAAUUACAGUUUAAAAUGAUGAUGGGAGGAGGCCAGGGUGGAGGUCAAGGUCAAGGAGCUGGUGGAAUGGUCAGCGGUGGAGGUUUGACGAGUGGUGGAAGUGGCGGGAUGAUGAGCUCCGGUGGAGGAGGUGGUAUGAUGUCUUCCGGUGGAGGUGGUGGAAUGAUGAGUUCUGGUGGAAGUGGAGGAAUGAUGAGUUCUGGCAGAGGUGGUGGUAUGAUGACAUCCGGCGGAGGUGCCGGGAUGAUGAGCUCCGGUGGAGGAGGUGGUAUGAUGACUUCCGAUGGAAGUGCCGGGAUGAUGGGGCCCGGUGGAGGAGGUGGUAUGAUGACUUCCGGCGGAGGUGCCGGGAUGAUGAGCUCCGGUGGAGGAGGUGGUAUGAUGGCUUCCGAUGGAAGUGCUGGGAUGAUGGGCCCCGGUGGAGGAGGUGGUAUGAUGACUUCCGGUGGAGGUGGCGGAAUGAUGGGUUCUGGCGGAAGAGGUGGUAUGAUGACUUCCGAUGGAAGUGCCGGGAUGAUGGGUUCUGGCGGGGGAGGUGGUAUGAUGACUUCCGGUGGAGAGGGCGGAAUGAUGGGUUCUGGCGGAAGAGGUGGUAUGAUGACUUCUGGUGGAGAUGGUGGUAUGAUGACUUCCGGUGGAGGUACCGGGAUGAUGGGUUCUGGUGGGGCUGGCGGCUGGCAAAAUGGGGGAGGACAAGGAGCAGGAUUCGGCCCAGGAAUAAGGAACUACCAAGUCUAAAGACAUUAUAGUGUCUCAAUGAUAUAUGUGUGUUAAUGACCAGAGUGAUCUAUCGUGUUCUCCGGAUUAGGGUAAAUUAUACGAGGUAAUUUUAAACAAAUGCGAACAAUGUACUUGUUCUGUAUAUUCUAGGAUUUCGCUUCCUAAUUGUGUUAAUAUGAUAUUUCAAUAUGACUAGACUACAUGAACUUAGCCGGUAUAUACUAUUUCGCGUGACAGAAUUUUAAUAUACGGAUUGACCUUUUCUUUUCUCAAUAUGUCACACUUAUUAAUGAUGUUUUCCAUUAAAACUUUUUGAAAUCAA